Molecule: messenger RNA, 630 nt
Organism: Aspergillus terreus NIH2624
Lineage: Eukaryota; Fungi; Ascomycota; Eurotiomycetes; Eurotiales; Aspergillaceae
Product: putative IgE-binding protein
Exons: 2
Coding region: 1-630 (209 amino acids)
Source: RefSeq, a predicted model, not a curated record
AUGUUCUUCAAGACCCUCUCCCUCCUCGCCGUCCUCGGCUCCGCCUCCGCCCUCCCCCACGCCCACACCAACGAGGCCCGCCAGUCCCUGGCCGACAGCUUCAGCGUCAUGGCCUCGCGCUCCGCCUCGCCCAUCCACUUCCUCCCCAUGACCGCCCGCGGCGGCCACUUCUGGCUCGGCGGCAAGACCUCCUCCUACUGCCCGAAGGAGGUCGAGGAGAUGGGCGGCGUGUGCCCGCCCGGCACCGAGACGGCCUUUUUCGGCGAGCGCUCUCUGGCAGUCGAAGUCCCCGGCGGCCAGCAGGUCUACGUCGACCCCACCGGCGCCCUGAGCUUCACCGUCCCGCACAGCGGGUACAUCCCGCCCGGCUCGUCGACCGGCCCGUUCGAGUACACGCCCGGCACGCCUAUCGGCCACUGGGUGUACGAGGGCCAGGGCGCGAGCGGGUUCAUGGCCUGCCCCGUGCCCGUGAACGGCACCGCGGACGUGCAGAAGAGCCCCCAGUGGCAGGUGUAUGCGGCGCUGCAGAAUGCGACCGUGCCCUCAGGUAGUGUGCGCGACUGCCUUGGGUUCAGUGCGAUGGCUAUCGCGCGCAAUGGCAGCGAGUUUGCUGCUUGGGAGUACAUCUAA